CACAGAGACUGCAGGAUGGUGAUGGGAGUGGAGGCCAAGUUGCUGCUGCUGCUGCUGUGGGUGUUGUGCUGCAGACCUGCACGGCUCAGCGGUUACACCUCUGUUAUUGAGGUGACCAAUGGGGGCACGUGGGGCAGCUGGGCCUGGCCUGAGAUGUGCCCUGAUGGAUUUUUUGCCAAUGGGUUCUCGCUCAAGGUGGAGCCCCCCCAAGGCAUUCCUGGUGAUGAUACGGCUCUGAAUGGGAUCCGACUUCACUGCGCACGUGGGAACGCAGAGCGCAACACUCAUGUGGUGGAGUCCAAGUCUGGAAAGUGGGGCGCAUGGAGUGAGCCACUAUGGUGUCCCAAGGGUGGCUUCCUUGUGGCUUUCGCGCUCCGCGUAGAGACACCAAAGAGCCCCGGGGACGCUACAGGAGCGAACAACGCGCGCUUCCGCUGCUCAGAUGGUACAGAGCUGGAGGGGCCCGGCCUGACCUGGGGCAACUUCGGCGAGUGGAGCGACUCGUGCCUGAAAGGCGUGUGCGGCCUGCAGACCAAGGUCCAGCCUCAGAGAGGGCUCCUGGACGACACCGCGCUUAACGAUGCCCGCCUGUUCUGCUGCAGCAGUUGACUCCUUAGCCCUUGUCUCCUCCGUGCCCUUA
Erinaceus europaeus (western European hedgehog) is the source of this 640-nucleotide messenger RNA. It is a transcript of the gene VMO1, whose product is annotated as vitelline membrane outer layer 1 homolog. NCBI's taxonomy places the organism in Eukaryota, Metazoa, Chordata, Mammalia, Eulipotyphla, Erinaceidae. Bases 16 to 609 code for a protein of 197 amino acids. The transcript has 3 exons. The record is from RefSeq and is a predicted model, not a curated record.